AUGUCAAAAAUUGAAGUGCCAGUUAAACCGCACGUUUUUAAAGCCAUGCAGACAAUCGACACAGAAGCUCUGGCGUCUGCUUCGGAUGACGAUCUGCGGCCUGUUUUAGCAGGACUGGUCAGAAUGGCGUUGUGUGCACCGUUAGACGCAAGCGUCCACGGCAAACAGACCAGGAUGAAAAUUUUAGCCAUUCUUUCCAGACUGGAGGUUGUGAAUAGUAUUGUUGACAUGCUUUCUAUUGAUUUUCAUGCACUGGAACAAGAUGUGAAGAAAGAGCAACAACUGAGAGCCAAGCUUGGUGGUAGCAUGACUGAAAGUGUGUUGGUGUCUCAACUUCCCAAUGGACUGGUCUUGGAGUUUGAGCGUAGUUCAAGUGACCCAGCUCAGAGGAUCCGACUGUUGCUGAGUGAACUGUUAUUUAUUUCUUCAGAGGUGAAAGAGCAGAAGAAUGCAAGCUACCAUAAACAGUCCGAUUUGUUUGAGUGUUCAGUUUAUACUUACGAGAUACUGGAUGCACUGUGUAUAGCUAUGGCAGAACUUCCCAAUCUGCUCAACUUGCUGGACAUAUCCGAGGCCUUGCUGUGUGUAGAGAAUGGUUGCAGGCUCAUUUGCCAGCUUGUCGCCAACAACCCUGAAAUGUUUCUUGAAGUUUGCAAUAGUCUGACCGCCCGAGGGGACAAGCUGGACGAGGAGUCCUUGUCGGGAAGGCGGAGAUUACAGCUGCUGAGAAUGCUAUGUCUUAUGGACCCGAAAACUGCUCUCACCGUUAGAAAUUAUUGUGUGGAGUACUGCACCAUGCCAGGUUUUGCUGUCGUAGCAUCCAUCCAGCAAACACAGAUGACGACAGCAGACAAUGUAGAUGAAAGCUGUAGUGACAUCAUUCCAUUCUUCACGGGUCUUCUACUGGGGACUGAUGUUGGCAUUCGAAACUGGAUAUCUGCCUUCGUAAAAGCAGGUCAAAAGCGAAGGCCAGAUGAUGAGUCAUGCAUGCUGAACUUACUACGAAGGCACCUGCUAGAUCAGCUGACACUUUUGACCCCGGCCAAAGGUCAGGUCAUGGAAGAGUCCAAGAUUGUGGCUGCCAGCUCCUUAAUCCGCCUGUACAACGCCCUGAAAGGGAUCGCCACAAUGAAGUACAGCGAGGAUGAAAUGAGCAGUCUCCUCAAGCUGGUCAUAUCUCGUCCUUCUCCGUCAAGAGCAGGGGCACAUUUCAUCACCCUGGGCAUAUGUACCCUGAUGGCCAGCCCUGGACUUUUGAGGUCGGUAGAAGAGGAGCAGCAGGCUGUGAACUGGCUGAGGUGGCUGAUGACAUCAGAAGACAACUUUGAGAGGUAUUCUGAGAAAACAAACAGCCCUGGAGAGAUGCUGUUUCUGUUGGCUUUGAAUUUUCAUAACAACCAGAUGGUGGCUAUAACUGACUUGAUAUGCAACACUUUAGGCAUGAAGAUUACAGUGAAGACAAGUGCUUUGGUUAAAAUCAGACAGAUUUUCACAAUGGAGCUUUUUACAGAGCAGGUGGUUGCUGCCCAUGCAGUGAAAAUUCCAGUCACUCCCAACUUGGAUGCAAAAUCAACAGGUUACCUCCCAGUUCACAGCAUUCUUCAGUUAUUGAAAAACAGAAUCUUCUCAAAGCACAAAAUUUCCAUAAAGAAAUGGGUGUACCGACAGAUCUGCAGCAGCUGUUUCCCCUUGCAUCCUCUUCUGCCCCAACUCAUCGAGUCUUACGUCCAUUCCGUCAUUCCCAAGAGCCCAAAACCAGAGCAUACCAACGAGCCGAUUUCUGAAGAUGACAUUCUUGCAGUUUUUGAUGCCAAGAAGAAGAACAGUAACCCUAGGAACCGGCAGAGAGAGUCGCCCCCUGGUGGUGUGUCAGCAGACGUGCCAGAUAGACAACUCUGUCCACAGUUGCUGAUGCUGUAUUAUCUCCUUUUGUUUGAAGAUCUGUAUCAGAUGCAUAAAAAGAUGAUUGAUGUCACGAAGCUGGCUCUGUACAACGACACAGUGAUGUCACAGAUUCCCAUCAGUCAUUUAGUACAAGAGGCACUCAAACAUCACAACAACUGCCAGAAUCUCUUCCCUCCCAUGAUCAGACUGUUAAAUACUCACUUCCCACACCUAUGCCUGGUGGAGGACUGGUUGGAUGCACACGUAGGCCUCAUGUCCACAGAAAAUCAGAUUUUCAAGAGGAAAUCGGUUUCUUUCAAACCGGAGUUCAUUCACGAAGCUUUCUCAGAAGCACAGACACAUCCAAGCCGGGCAAUCAAACUUCUGGAACAGCUGCUGUCUAUAAAUGACACAGAUAUCUUGAAAGAAUGUCAGGACACGGUGGUGGCCAGUAUUCCCAGACUGCUGGAGGAAGGAACCCCUAGGCGUCUGCUGGACCUCAUGAAGAAAGUUUGGUUCAAACUUCAUGGUUUUACGCCGAGAAAAUGUCCUCCAAUAUUAGAAAUUGUUCUGAGGAUAUUGUCAGCCUACACACAGGCAUGCCGAGUCUACCUCAGCUCCCAUGUCAUGGACGCAGCUGUCACAGAAAAGGAGAAGGAUCGGCAGGAGCUUAAGAUAGCCCUGUUAGCAGCCCAGGAAAGUGCAGUUGUUCAGAUCUUGCUCGAGGUCUGUUUACCUUUGGAAAGUGAAAAGGAGCAAGCAAGCAGUGAGCUGUAUAACCUUCGAGAAGUUCGCUGUUUAGUCUUCUCCUACAUUCACCAGGUGUUUAUUGCAGAUCCAAACCUCGCCAAGCUGGUUCACUUCCAGGGCUACCCUAGCAUGUUGAUACCCUUCGUUGUAUCUGGCGUUCCGUCCAUGCAUAUCUGCUUGGACUUUAUUCCAGAACUUCUUGGGCAGCCGCAGCGGAAUAAACAGGUUUUCGGAAUACAACUUUUGUCUCACUUGUGUCAACAGUACCAGCUUCCCAAGUCCAUGAAUAUUGCCAAGCUGGGCAUAGAUGUUAUGUUCACUUUAUUAUCAGUAUUGGAGAAAAGCGAGUGGGUGGCCUUCUUCCAGCAGACAGUGCCUUGCUUGCUGCCCAUCUCUCAAGCCUUCCCUCCGCUCUGUGAUGACGCUGCAGUACUACUGAUGCAGCUGGGCAGAGUCUGCUACUCACAGAUCACCGUAGCAGGGAAUGCCUCUAAAACAGACAAAGACAAGAGCCUGGCUCCAGUGUCCAUGUCGCUGUGUGGAGACUAUGACAGCCUGUACCAGACGGUGAAGUUAACGUUCUCACAGAUUUGUGGCCAUGCCUUGGUCAUGGGCAAGUUAUACUGA
Candidula unifasciata is the source of this 3261-nucleotide messenger RNA. NCBI's taxonomy places the organism in Eukaryota, Metazoa, Mollusca, Gastropoda, Stylommatophora, Geomitridae. The record is from the annotation of a GenBank genome assembly.